This is a messenger RNA of Cyprinus carpio (common carp), 4233 nucleotides long. RefSeq names its product NACHT, LRR and PYD domains-containing protein 12-like. NCBI's taxonomy places the organism in Eukaryota, Metazoa, Chordata, Actinopteri, Cypriniformes, Cyprinidae. Bases 601 to 3600 code for a protein of 999 amino acids. The transcript is spliced from 10 exons. The record is from RefSeq and is a predicted model, not a curated record. Gene Ontology annotation, molecular function: protein binding.
UGAUUGUUGAUUCAAAUUCUGAUCCCACUGAACAGUCUCACUGAGGCUAGAAACGCAAAGCUGAUUACACCAUAGAUUUAUUGUGUUUUAUUCUUUAGUUUAAGACAUAAUUCAAUGGUUUUAUCUUAUACUUAAUUUCAUUUCCCUUGACCUUUUUGGUUAAAUUAAAAGGAUUUGCAACAAAAAACUGCGUACUGAGGCUUUGGAUUUAUAUUUUUUAAGACUUUGAGCACGAACAUACAACUAGGACUGAAGAUUCAUCUGUGAAGGAAGGUGCUUUACCUUGCUGUCACAAACAACUGAAAGACAUUCUUUCACGGAAACAAUCCCAUGUCUCAUUUCUUCCUUCCUUCCUAUACUCAGCAAAUUCAAAAGUUCAGACCAAAUGAACUUUAAGAGCAACCACAAUAAUGAGUGUACAAGUGAUGUGCACCCAGCAGCUAGCAAAUACCCAUAAUGCACUGUGAGGGUCAUAUCAAAUGAAUUCCCGUGUCUCGCCAGAAGAUGGCGCCUGCAGCUGAAUCAUCCAUGCAUUUUCCAAACCACUGGUCCAAUGUGGCUACAGUGUAAUAUCAUACAGAAGUGAAUCAUUGAAGGACGAUGGCAUCUGUUAAAGAGCUGCUCGUGAACUCACUGAAGGAUCUAGUAAAAGAUGAUCUGAAGGAGUUCCAGUGGUACUUGAAGAAUCAUGAGUGUGUUUCUGCUUCUGCGAUGGAGAAUGCAGAUGUCUUAGACACAGUGGAUAAGAUGGUGGCAUGUUUUGGAGCAGUAGAAGCUGUGAAGAUCACAGUGGACAUCCUGAAGAAGAUGAACCAGAACCUUCUGGCUAAAGAGUUAGAGAACGAACAUAAGCAAGCAGUUCUGGCUCAGGGCAAUAUAGAGGUUUCUGAUACCAUUGAAGCUGCUUCAGAACAGAUCUGGGGCUCAACUGCAGAGGACAUUAAAGCUGGUAUUCCUGAUUACAGAGAGAUCAGCCUCAGACUGAAGAACAGAUUACAAGAGGACUAUAAGCGGAUAUUGGUUGGUAAUUCACAAACAGGUCAUCAGAAAUAUCUGAAUGAUAUUUACACUGAUUUAUACAUUGUGGAGAAUGAGACUGGAGGAAUAGUGAGUGACCACGAGGUGAGACAGAUUGAAUUGAAUAUUCACCAAAUUACUGUAAAGGACACCACAAUCUUUUGCAAUGACCUAUUCAAAGUCCAGUAUGAUACUGGUCGGCAAAAUAAAAAAGUGCUAACAAUGGGGAUUGCAGGGGUGGGAAAGACAGUCUCUGUCAAUAAAUUCAUUCUUGACAUUAAUAUGAUAACAAAGAACUGCAGUCUCAUGGAACUGCUUCAUGAAUGCUUCUUUAGUGAUCCUGAAGAACUGCCCUCUCUUCUUAAAGAUGAUGGUAAGGUCAUGUUCAUUUUUGAUGGACUGGAUGAGUGUCACUUCCCUUUGAGAUUUAAUGAUAAUGAUGAAUUAACAGAUGUGCAUGCACAAACAACAGUGAGUAAGAUAGUUACAAACCUGAUCAAGAGACAUCUGGUUUCUUCUGCUCUCAUCUGGAUCACAUCCAGACCAGCAGCAGCAGGCCUGAUACCCCGAGACUACAUUGAUCAGGUGUUAGAGGUGCGAGGAUUCAAUGAUGAGCAGAAAGAGCAAUACUUCAUCAAAAACAGCAGUCCUGAGGUUGCUGGAAACAUCAUCCGUCACAUCAGGAAAUCCAGGAGUCUGUACAUCAUGUGCCACAUCCCCGUCUUCUGCUGGAUCUCUCUCACUGUUCUUCAGCCUCUGCUGGCUCGAGAGAGCAAUGACAAAACUCCCACAACUCUCACAGAGAUGUACACAAACUUCUUACUUUCUCAGAAGCUUCAGAUGGAAAGAAAAUACAGUGAUAAUCCUGAACUUAAGUUCAAAGCCAUGUCUUUUGAUCAGAUUGUUCUAAAGCUUGGGAAAUUGGCCUUUCAACAGCUAGAGAAAGGAAAUCUGAUUUUCUACAAAGAAGAUCUUGAGGAGUGUGGACUAGAUGUCAGUGAAGGGUCAGUGUUAUCUGGGUUAUGCACUCAGAUCUUUCAGACGGAAAAGGCUGUUUCAGCCAGACAUAUUUACAGCUUUGUACAUCUCAGUGUCCAGGAGUUCCUUGCUGCUCUCUAUGUGUUUCUGAUUUUCAAAGAUGAGAAAUCAAACCUAUUUCUUCAAACCUGGAGAAAGACACUAUCAUGGAAACUGUCUAAUAAGCAGCUGUUUCAUCUUCUGAAGUAUGCAGUCAACAAAGCUUUACAAAGCAAGAAUGGACACCUGGACCUUUUCCUCCGGUUCCUGCUGGGGCUCUCACUGGAGUCCAAUCAGAAUGACCUGAAGGAGCUGCUGCCAGAACUGAAACUGAGAACCGUGAACAUUAAAGACAUUGUUGACUAUAUCAAACGGACAAUAGAGAAGGAGAAAUCAGUGGAGAGGACCAUCAACCUGUUCUACUGUCUGGGUGAACUGAAAUAUGACUUUAUCAAGGACAUUCAGAAGAAUCUGAGCUCAGGAAAUCUUUCAGCACAAAAUCUUUCCUCUGCUCAAUGGUCAGCUCUGGUGUAUGUGCUGCUGAUGUCAGAAGUGACUCAAGAUAAGUUGGAACUGCAGAAAUACAAACAAUCUGAAGAAGCAUUGAUGAGAAUGCUGCCUGUGAUUAAAAACACCAGAAGGGCACUGCUACAAUCCUGUAAUCUCACUGUUGAGUGUUGUGAGAGUUUGUCAUCAGUGUUACAGUCCUCCAUCCUGAGAGAGCUGGAUCUAAGUAACAAUGACCUGCAGGAUUCAGGAGUGAAGUUGCUCUCUGAUGGACUGAAGAGUCCAAACUGUCAGCUAGAGAUACUGAGGUUGUCUGGCUGUAUGGUGACAGAGGAAGGCUGUGGUUAUUUGUCUUCAGCUCUGAGUACAAACCCCUCACACCUGAGAGAGCUGGAUCUGAGCUACAAUCACCCAGGACAAUCAGGAGUCCAGCUGCUCAACCAAAAACUGCAGGAUCCAAACUAUAAACUGGAGAAACUCAAUGUUGAUUAUGGAGGAGUGAUCAGAAUGUCAGCAGGACUACAAAAAUGGGCCUGUGAUCUCACACUGGAUCCAAACACAGCACACACUCGUCUCUUCCUGUCUGAUGAUAACAGAAAGAUAAUGCUUGUGUAUGAGCAUCAGCCGUAUCCUGAUCAUCCAGAAAGAUUUGAGUUCUGUGAUCAGGUUCUGUGUGUUGAGAGUCUGACUGGACGCCAUUACUGGGAGGCUGAAUGGAGUGGGAGGUUUGCUAUUAUAGCAGUGUCAUAUAAAGGAAUCAGCAGGAAUGAACGUAAAGGUUGUUGGUUUGGAUACAAUGAUAAAUCCUGGAGUCUGUGGUACUUUGAUAACAGAUUCACUGUCCGUCACAAUAAUAAGAAAACUUACAUCCCUGCCCCUUCAUCCUCUACUAGAGUCGGACUGUAUCUGGACUGGUCGGCCGGCACUCUGUCCUUCUACAGCGUCUUUAACACACACACACUCACACACUUACACACAUUCAACACCUCAUUCACUGAACCCCUCUAUGCUGGAUUUGGGGUCCAUUAUGAUUCUUCACUGUCUCUGUGUCAGAUUUGAGUACACACAUUGUUGUGACACUAAGCCAACAGUUGGGUAUCUUCCAACAACAGACCAUCACUGAGCAGUUUUUACGGUGUGUUCUGCACCCUUGGCACUAGUUGGACCUGGUUGGUGGUUUUUUGAUUGUUUUGAAUCCACAUCGGGCAGCUGGUGAAAGACAUCAUUCUAACUGGCUGUUCAGUUCAGAAAAUCACUGCAUGAGAAGAAAAUAAAUAUCAAACAAACAAGGAAGUCAAGUGGUCACACACAUCUUACCUGGCUGUCUGGAAUGAAGAAAGUGAUCAUGUUCCAUUAUAUGGGACACACAUCUGAUAUUUUCUUAACUGUUUGUGUUCACCUAAGACCUAACCGACUGUUUUCAAGGAUACUCGCCAAAGACAAGUAUUUUGACAUCAUUUUAUAUGUAUUUGUCCAUUCAAGCGUGAAAAGAUGCGAAAGAGAACUUGUUUCGGUGUUUGCAAGUAUGAACUGAGUUCUUUUGCAUUAUCUUGAAGCUAUCUUGAAUGCUCUAAAAUCACUUGAAAGUUUAAAUAAGCAAGGCUUAAAACAUGCAAAUUAUAAACUUUCGUGAUGAUGCAGAAGUUGCCCAAUCAACUGUCCAGAAUAAAAUCCUAUUGCCGUGUUUCUUAA